AAUUUUUUUUAUUUUUCUUCUUCUUACUUUCUCUCUCCUAAAAAUUUGAUUCCCCCGCACCACCAACAGCAAAGUACCAUUAUAAAAUCCCUCCUUCCACUCCUCAACUUUUCCAUUCCCAUCAUCAAUAUCAUCCCUCUAUCUUUAACCACUCACUACUUUCUCUCUCCUAAACUUUCUCUCUAUUCUCUGGUUUUCAUUUCCGGUUAUAUCACUUCAAGAAUUCGCUUAUUUACCGACGGAAAAUAAAUUAGACAAGGCCUACUAUUACAACUUUGUAGCUAUACUCUAUUUACCUUAUCUACGUCAAAGAAUUAACGCAAGUAGUUGGCGGAUAGAACCAACUUUAAUUUUAUCUUUUUGUCAAAAAAAAUAAAUAAAAAGAUACGAGGAAAAAUGUUGGAGGCUUUGAAGUACUUGAUUGGCGCAGCUGGGGCGAGCGGGUACGGGUCGAAAUCAACGGCGGAGGAUGUCACCGAGAACCGUCGUGAUCUCAGCCACAUCACCGCCAUCAUCACUGGUGCAACGUCGGGGAUAGGGGCUGAAACGGCUCGAGUGUUGGCUAAAAGAGGGGCUCGGCUUGUACUUCCGGCUCGAAGCUAUAAGACGGCUGAGGAUACCAAGUCUCGGAUUUUAGCCGAGUGUCCUGAAGCUAAGGUGGUCGUUAUGUCACUUGAUCUUAGCUCUCAAUCAUCCGUUAGAAAGUUUGUUCGUGAGUUCGAAUCCCUCCAACUACCUCUUAACCUCCUCAUAAAUAAUGCGGGGAAGUUUUCGCAUGGGCAUGGAAUCUCAGAAGAUGGAAUAGAGAUGACCUUUGCAACUAAUUAUUUAGGUCAUUUUCUGUUAACAAAACUGUUGGUGAAAAAAAUGAUGGAAACGGCGGAAGAAACAGGAAUCCAAGGGAGAAUAGUAAACGUGUCAUCAAGUAUUCACAGCUGGUUUACCGGCGAUAUGAUUCCUUACCUCGACCUCAUAACUAAAAACAAAAAUGAGUAUGAUGCGACACGUGCGUAUGCUCUCUCUAAGCUUGCCAACGUACUUCAUACCAAAGAGCUUGCUCAUAAACUCAAGCAAAUGAAGGCAAAUGUUACAGUGAAUUGUGUUCAUCCUGGAAUCGUGAGGACUAGACUCACUAGAGACCGUGAAGGCGUUAUAACAGAUUUGGUGUUUUUCUUGGCUUCUAAGCUCCUAAAAACUAUUCCUCAGGCCGCGGCAACCACAUGUUACGUUGCAACACACCCCAGACUUGAAAACAUAUCAGGGAAAUACUUUGCAGAUUGUAACGAAGCGUCCCCGUCAAAGCUCGGGUCGAACUCGUUCGAAGCCGAAAGACUAUGGAACAUGUCUGAAACCAUGGCGGCAUCUGAAAAUCCUAAAUUAGUUUUUCAUCUAUAAAUAUCAUUAUCAUUAUGAAUUAAUUAGCAAAUUAGUCUUGUAUAUUAUAUAUACUUCUACAUGUAUAAUUAAUAUAAAUAUCACUAGGAAUAUUAGAAAAAAGUUUGAGUAGUUUACGAUAUAUGAUACUUAUAUAUACGUAUGUUAGUGUACUUGUAUCAAAAAAAGUAUUUAUAAAUAUUUACUAGAAUUAGUAGUAGUUAGAAGUGGAGUUGCAAGGAUAUAAAUCUUUGUUUAUGGGAGAUCAUAGUUUUGAUGAUUAUAAAAAGUUGUACCUUAGCUUGUAAUUAUAAAGCAAUCUUAAUGCUUCUUCAAUCCAGCUUCAUAUAUACAAAGUAGUUUUAGUACAUAAUAAAA
This is a messenger RNA of Chenopodium quinoa (quinoa), 1752 nucleotides long. RefSeq names its product short-chain dehydrogenase TIC 32, chloroplastic-like. The coding region runs from base 397 to 1395 and encodes 332 amino acids. The transcript is spliced from 8 exons. NCBI's taxonomy places the organism in Eukaryota, Viridiplantae, Streptophyta, Magnoliopsida, Caryophyllales, Amaranthaceae. The record is from RefSeq and is a predicted model, not a curated record.